Molecule: messenger RNA, 1400 nt
Organism: Rattus norvegicus (Norway rat)
Lineage: Eukaryota; Metazoa; Chordata; Mammalia; Rodentia; Muridae
Gene: Ralgdsl8
Product: ral guanine nucleotide dissociation stimulator like 8
Source: RefSeq, a predicted model, not a curated record
AACUGUUUAGAAUCUGCUACUACUCUUCUCUCAGAGAAAAGCUUGCUUGCUAUGAUGGCUAUUCUUGGCUGUCAACUUAACUACAUCUGGAACUAAGUAAAACCUAAAAGUGGAGGACACACCUGUGAGAGAUUCUUUCUUAAUUCAAAGUACGAAGAUUCACUUUUAAUCCACAUUCUUGAGGUCGUUUUCAUGGACAAUCUAAUUGAAAAGCAGACAAGCUUCCCCUUCAGCCUUGUUUCUCACCAACACAGCUGACUUCCCUUGUCAUCUGAGGAUAUGGCCAGAUGAAGAAAUAAGACACAUCUAUUUCCUAAGAAUGCUAAUUUUCCCAGCUAGGGGCAGAACAGGAGCCAGAAAAUUCCAAAUGCAAGUUGAUUCUACCAUAUAAAAUUCUGGAGCAAAACUGAAGAGUGGAAAGGGUGAGCAUGAGUGUGCCCCAAUGGUCGUGACGGAGCCCUGUACAGAGACACAUAUCAGUACAAACAUGGUGGAAAAUCUGGUGAAUCGACUGGUGUCAUCUCUGCAGGAUGGGGACCUCUUCUUUGCCCCUGCUUUCCUGAACGCAUACCGACAGUUCACCACCACACAGUAUGCGCUGGAUCUGCUGUUGAAGAGGUUUGCCUACUUCUACCUGGAUUGUGAAGAGGAUAAACACAUAAAGAGCACUCUCUGUUGCUUCCUGGACACAUGGAUAGACCAAUACCCUGAGGAGUUUAGUCAGACCAUUCUGAAAAAGUUGAAGACCUACUUGACUGUGAACAUGCCCUCCUCCGAUCUGAAUGUCCGUGUCCAUAUGCUCCUCAAGGAGUUGCGGCAAGAGUCCAAUGAGUCAGAGGGAAAAGGUGAAGACUCAGUUUCACUGCCCGUUACCCUUCUCUACAAGACUGAAUCGGCUGCAGAUUUGUCUUCAUCUGUAGAAGUGAGGAGCUACACCUCUGGAGAUUUAGAGAUGGAAGCGUGGUUUCCAUCAGGGAACGUGCAGCCAGAACCAGCUUAUCUGCAAGAGACAGAGACCCCAGAAUCCACCAUAAAGGUCAUCUCUUGGGACUAGAUGGGACAGCAGCAGCCCAGCCAGCAUACGGGCUAGCAGCUGUGGAACCUGUGUCUCACCGUGUCAGCCGACACAAUGUCCUUCUUGCAUCUUCUCCCCUUCUCGACCUUGUCCUAUCUCCUUAGAGAAUGACCCUGUCAUUAUCACCUGAGGGGUCUCUUAUAUCUGCUCUGCAGACAGCACCUGUCUGACGUACUGGCAGAACCAUUCCCUGAUUUCAAUAUAGCAACUUCCCUUGCCCCACAGCCAGCCCUCACCUCCCCCUGAGAAAUGGCCUUUUUACUUCUGUGGUUCUUUUUAUGUUGUUUUUCUUUUAAGUAUUUGUUUUAAUAAAUUGUUAGUACUC